CUGUGGGCCAGUCGAUAACUGGCGCGGAGAGAGUGUGCGCGAAUUUUUUGUUUUAAAUUAAGACUGCAGUGUUGAGUGAAAAAUGCCUAAUAUUAUAAACGAGGUUAAAUUAGACUUCAAAGAUGUCCUCCUACGGCCAAAAAGAAGUACAUUACGUAGCAGAAAUGACGUGGACCUAUAUCGAGAGAUAACAUUCCGUAACUCCGGACAGACUUACCGCGGCGUGCCCGUGAUGGCCAGCAACAUGGAUACAGUGGGCACAUUUGAGAUGGCUAAAGAAUUGUCCAAGCACGGAUUAUUCACAUGCAUACACAAGUAUUACACGAUCGAUGAAUGGAAAAAGUUUGCCGCAGAGCAUCCCGAAUGUUUAGAACAGAUGGCUGCCAGUUCGGGCACAGCGGAGGCGGACUUCGACCGGCUGUCAGAGAUUCUAAACAACAUAAAGGAUCUAAAGUUCGUCUGUCUGGAUGUAGCCAAUGGAUACUCGCAGCACUUUGUAGAGUAUGUAAGACGAGUACGUGCCGCAUACCCUACGCAUACAAUUAUUGCUGGCAAUGUGGUGACAGGUGAAAUGGUUGAAGAGCUCAUCUUAUCAGGCGCUGACAUAAUCAAGGUGGGUAUAGGUCCGGGGUCGGUGUGUACGACUCGCAUCAAGACUGGUGUGGGCUACCCGCAACUGUCCGCAGUCAUAGAGUGUGCAGACGCAGCCCACGGACUCAAAGGACAUAUUAUUUCUGAUGGUGGAUGUACAUGUCCCGGAGAUGUUGCGAAGGCAUUCGGUGCUGGCGCGGACUUCGUGAUGGCGGGCGGUAUGUUCGCUGGUCACGAUCAGUGCGGCGGCGAUGUGGUCACCAAGCCCGAUGGCAAGCAGGUGAAGCUGUUCUACGGCAUGUCGUCAUCUACCGCCAUGUUGAAGCAUUCCGGUGGUGUGGCUGACUAUAGGUCGUCGGAAGGUAAGACGGUAGAAGUAGAGUACAGAGGUGAUGUAGCUGUGACAGUGAAAGACAUACUAGGGGGGCUGAGGUCCGCCUGCACGUACGUGGGCGCGGCGCGGCUCAGGGAACUGCCGAGACGGGCCACAUUCAUACGGUGCUGCAGGCAAGUCAACGAUACAUUCUCUUAACUUAUGCCAUCCUGGUACUUUCGAUAGCUUAAUUCAAUAUUGAAAAUAUC
This is a messenger RNA of Papilio machaon (common yellow swallowtail), 1173 nucleotides long. RefSeq names its product GMP reductase 1. Bases 83 to 1123 code for a protein of 346 amino acids. NCBI's taxonomy places the organism in Eukaryota, Metazoa, Arthropoda, Insecta, Lepidoptera, Papilionidae. Gene Ontology annotation, cellular component: GMP reductase complex. Gene Ontology annotation, molecular function: GMP reductase activity. Gene Ontology annotation, biological process: nucleotide metabolic process. The transcript is spliced from 8 exons. The record is from RefSeq and is a predicted model, not a curated record.